GUAAGACAGAGAGCAAAGACGCCUUUUAUUUUGUUGGGAUGUUCCGCAUCACCAACGUUGAGUUUCUUCCCGAGUACCGGCAGAAGGAGUCCAGGGAAUUUCUCUCCAUGGCGAAGACAGUACAGCAAGUGAUUAACCUUGUUUACACAACAUCUACUUUCUCCAAAUUUUAUAAGCAGUCGGUGGUUGCAGACGUCAGCAGUAACAACAAAGGUGGUCUCCUGGUCCACUUUUGGAUUGUGUUUGUCAUGCCACACGCCAAGGGCCACUUCUUCUGCGAGGAGUGUGUGGCAGCCAUCUUGAAGGACUCCAUCCAAACCAGCAUCAUAAACCGCACCUCUGUGGGAAGCCUGCAGGGUCUGGCUGUGGAUAUGGACUCUGUGGUACUAAAUGCUGGGCUCCGCUCAGACUACUCUUCAACCAUAGGAUCUGACAAAGGCUGCUCACACUACUUCUAUGCAGAUCAUCUGACCCUCCGCUACCCUCUGGAAAUUUCUGCAACCUCAGGACAGCUAAUGUGUCACUUCAAGCUAGUGGCCAUAGUGGGUUAUCUGAUUCGUCUCUCAAUUGAGUCUGUCCAAUUGGAAGCUGACAACUGCAUCACUGACUCCCUGACUGUUUACGACUCCCUCUUGCCAAUCCGGAGUGCCACCCUGUACAGGCUCUGUGAACCUACAAGAGCACUAAUGUCAUUUGUUUCUACGAAUAAUCUCAUGUUGGUGACACUGAAGUCUCCCUAUGUGCGGAGGCUGUCAGGCAUCCGGGCAUAUUUUGAAGUCAUUCCAGAACAAAAGUGUGAAAACACGAUAUUGGUCAAGGAGAUCAACAGCUUUGAAGGGAAAAUUUCAAGUCCGUAUUACCCAAGCUAUUAUCCGCCGAAGUGCACGUGUACCUGGAAAUUUCAGCAUCUGCUUUCUACAAUUCCCCUCUCCAGGCUUCUUCUCCCCUUCCCACCAUGGUACCUCUCACCAAGCGCUACAUACCACAAAGAGCAGAACAUCUUUAAAACAACUCCCCUAGCAACUCUUGGCCUAGCCCUGAGAUUCUACAACUACUCACUAACCAAGAAGAGUAUGAAAGGCUGUGAGCAUGGAUGGUGGGAAAUUAAUGAGCACAUGUACUGUGGCUCCUACAUGGAUCAUGAGACCAUUUUCCGGGUGCCCAGCCCCUUGGUCCACAUCCAGCUCCAGUGCAGCUCCAGACUUUCAGACAAGCCUCUCUUGGUAGAAUAUGGCAGCUACAACAUCAGUCAACCUUGUCCUGCCGGGUCUUUUAGAUGCUCAUCCGGUUUGUGCGUCCCCCAGGCCCAGCGCUGUGAUGGGGUAAACGACUGCUUCGAUGAGAGUGACGAGCUUUUCUGUGUGACUGCCAAGCCUGCCUGCAACGCCAGCAUCUUCCGGCAGCGCGGCCCUCUGGUCUGCGACGGCUUCUGGGACUGUGAGGACGGCCAGGAUGAGCAGAACUGCACGCGGAGCAUCCCGUGCACCAACAGGACCUUUAAAUGUGGCAAUGACAUCUGCUUCCGGAAACAAAAUGCGCAGUGUGAUGGGAUCGUGGAUUGUCCAGACGGAAGUGACGAGGAGGGCUGCAGCUGUAGCAGGGGCUCUUCCUCCCUCCACCGCAUCGUUGGGGGUUCUGACUCUCAAGAGGGGACCUGGCCAUGGCAGGUCAGCCUCCACUUUGUUGGAUCAGCCUACUGUGGGGCCUCCGUCAUCUCCAGGGAGUGGCUUCUCUCAGCAGCCCAUUGUUUCCAUGGAAACAGGCUGUCUGACCCCACUCCAUGGACUGCACACCUUGGGAUGUAUGUGCAGGGGAGCGCCAAGUUCAUCUCUCCACUCAGAAGGAUUGUGGUCCACGAAUACUAUAACAGUCAAACCUUUGACUAUGAUAUUGCUUUGCUACAGCUCAGUAUAGCCUGGCCUGAGACCCUGAAGCAGAUCAUUCAGCCAAUAUGUCUUCCCCCAGCUGGCCAGAAAGUGCGCGGUGGGGAAAAGUGCUGGGUGACCGGCUGGGGGCGAAGGCAUGAAGCAGAUAAGAAAGGCUCCCCUGUAUUGCAGCAAGCAGAGGUAGAGCUCAUUGAUCAAACCGUCUGUGUUUCCACCUACGGGAUCAUCACUUCCCGGAUGCUCUGUGCAGGGGUUAUGUCUGGCAAGAGCGAUGCCUGCAAAGGAGAUUCAGGUGGACCCUUGUCUUGUCGAAGAAAGAGUGACGGAAAAUGGAUUCUGACCGGCAUUGUUAGCUGGGGACAUGGAUGUGGAAGACCAAAUUUUCCUGGUGUUUACACAAGGGUGUCAAACUUUGUUCCCUGGAUCCAUAAGUAUGUCCCUUCUCUUUUGUAACUGUACCAGUUGGAUUUUUAACUGUGAUUUAUGUGAAUUCUUGAAAAAGAAUGUAAUUAUCAUCAAUAAAAUUAAUCCUAUUUUUCAA
This is a messenger RNA of Myodes glareolus (Bank vole), 2427 nucleotides long. The record is from RefSeq and is a predicted model, not a curated record. Lineage: Eukaryota; Metazoa; Chordata; Mammalia; Rodentia; Cricetidae.